GUGCGUCACAGUGACGUCAGCGCUGGCGUCUUCAGCUCGCGCGGACAGAGACGGCCAUAUUUGAGCGGAGCGUCCCGCGCGGUUCGUACGGAGCGGUCGGUCACCUGACUUUCACGCGCAUUUAACGGUCACACACGACGCAGAAAUGCCCCGCGGAAUAAGCCUCUAGUUCAACCACAUGAUAUCCUUUGGCCCCGCGCUGGAGUCCUCGCGUAAAAUGGAGGUGCAGAGCGUCAGCAGUGAGGUGAAUGGGCAUCAGAUGAUGGAUGAGCCGAUGGAGGAGGAGUCCUACACACACUGUGACGAGGGCGCUUAUAAAGAGAUUCCCAUCACUCAUCAUGUGAAGGAGGGCUGUGAGAAGGCCGAGCCCAGCCAGUUUGAGCUGCUCAAGGUUUUGGGACAAGGCUCCUUUGGGAAGGUGUUUUUGGUGCGGAAAUUAAUGGGUCCAGAUGCCGGUCAACUUUAUGCAAUGAAGGUGCUCAAAAAGGCAUCUUUAAAAGUGAGGGACAGAGUUCGCACUAAGAUGGAGAGAGAUAUUCUGGUGGAGGUCAAUCAUCCUUUCAUUGUGAGGUUGCACUAUGCCUUUCAGACAGAAGGGAAACUCUAUUUAAUUUUGGAUUUUCUCAGGGGUGGGGAUGUAUUUACUCGUUUAUCCAAAGAGGUUAUGUUUACAGAGGAGGAUGUGAAAUUCUACCUUGCAGAGCUGGCCCUUGCAUUGGAUCAUCUACACAACCUAGGCAUUGUUUACAGAGACCUGAAGCCUGAAAACAUUUUGCUUGAUGAAGCUGGACAUAUCAAGUUAACAGACUUUGGGCUCAGUAAAGAAUCGGUAGAUCAGGACAAAAAAGCGUACUCGUUCUGUGGCACUGUGGAGUAUAUGUCCCCUGAGGUGGUCAACAGAAGAGGUCACACGCAGAGCGCUGACUGGUGGUCCCUCGGCGUCUUAAUGAAACUGUACCGAAGAGAACUUCAGCCUCCAUUCAAACCUGCUGCAGGGAAACCAGACGACACCUUCUGCUUCGACCCAGAAUUCACAGCCAAAACUCCCAAAGAUUCUCCAGGCAUUCCCCCCAGUGCAAACGCUCACCAGCUCUUCAAAGGCUUCAGUUUUGUAGCUCCAGUCUCUCUGGAGGACAGCAGAAGUGCCCCGCUGGUCAACAUUCUCCCCAUAGUGCAGAUGCACGGAGGCAUGGCUCAGUUUGCAGACGUGUACGAGCUGAAGGAGGACAUCGGCGUGGGUUCGUACUCCAUAUGCAAACGCUGUACACACAGAGUCACUGCCAUGGAGUUUGCUGUGAAGAUCAUUGACAAAAGCAAACGCGACCCGUCAGAGGAGAUCGAGAUCCUGAUGCGGUACGGCCAGCAUCCCAACAUCAUCACGCUGAAGGACGUGUACGACGAGGGCCGCUUCGUGUAUCUGGUGACGGAACUGAUGAAGGGCGGCGAGCUGCUGGAUAAGAUCCUCAGGCAGAAGUUCUUCUCUGAGCGAGAGGCCAGCGCUGUGCUCUACACCAUCACCAAAACUGUGGACUACCUGCACUGCCAGGGGGUGGUGCACAGAGACCUGAAGCCCAGCAACAUCCUCUACAUGGACGACUCGGGGAACCCCGACUCCAUUCGCAUCUGUGACUUUGGCUUCGCCAAGCAGCUGCGAGGAGACAACGGUCUGCUGCUCACUCCCUGCUACACCGCUAACUUCGUGGCUCCUGAGGUGCUGAUGCGGCAGGGCUACGACGCCGCCUGUGACAUCUGGAGUCUGGGAGUCCUGCUCUACACCAUGCUGGCGGGGUACACACCCUUCGCUAACGGCCCCAACGACACGCCGGAGGAGAUCCUGCUGCGCAUCGGCAGCGGGAAGUUCUCCCUGAGCGGAGGAAACUGGGACUCGGUGUCCGACUCCUCGAAGGACCUGCUGUCUCAUAUGCUGCAUGUGGACCCUCACCAGCGGUACUCCGCAGAACAGGUGCUGAAGCACUCGUGGAUCGCCUGCCGCGACCAGAACCCACACUUCCAGCUCACUCGCCACGAGGCGCCUCAUCUGGUGAAGGGAGCGAUGGCUGCCACGUACUCCGCGCUCAACCACCAGACGUGUAAGCCGCUUCUGGAGCCGGUCGCUGCCUCCAGUCUGGCUCAGCGCAGGAGCAUGAAGAAGCUGACGUCUGCAGACAUGUCCUGAGGAGCCCUGACGUGCGUCUCGAGCUUCUGUUUCUCUCUGGGAGAGUGAAGAACACCAGCUCCAUCACGUGUUUGAAUGCUCUCGCUCCGAGACCCAGAGCUCACGAAGAAACGUCCAGCUCGUGUAGUUUGUGCAGAAAGUACAGGAAGCCUGUUUGUUGGACCAUUAAGAACAUUUCGUGACAAUCCAAUCCCGCAGAUUUCCUGUAUAUCAGGAUUGGUUUUCGCUAAAUUCUCCAGUAUGUGGUACGAGACGUUCUUCUAAAUGCUUUACAGGUGAAACGAUGUCUAGUUUUUCCCACAUGAGCUGAAAGGAGAUGAUAAAUGUGCUGAAUUGUCUAGAGCAUCACAAACAGGCUUGGUUUUCCUCGCGCACGAUACGCUUGUGACCUGCACAUUCCUCGCCGUUCUCCAUCUGUGAGCCACUUCCUGUCCCCUUAGUGUUGCGAAGCACAUGGCAUUACCUCAGAAGCACUCAGUGUUAGCGUCUCUUCGGCUCGGUGUAUAUAGACUCGUUCGUCGUGUUUGUGUGGAUCCCUGAGCACAUUUGCACUGAGGCUCGGCAGCUCGUCUGUUCCCGUCUCGGACCGCUCUUUGCCUUUUCUUGAAUGGGAAGUACAUGAGCAAAAGGUGGAGAAAUUAAUCUAUAUUUAUAAAGUCGAAUGAGGUGAGUGAAUGUAGAUGAGACUGAAUCCACGAAAUCGCAUCUCUCUGCUCCAGAUGGAGGGAAAAAUUAUUCCAUACAACUUUUUAAAGACAUUGUGGAAACUGUAUCAUAUUGUAUUUAUUUCACUUGUUUUUAAGAUUUUAUUUUUCUUUCAGGUGAUGUACAUAUUGACAUUAAAGAACAUUAUUGACAUGA
Sinocyclocheilus anshuiensis is the source of this 3037-nucleotide messenger RNA. Its product is annotated as ribosomal protein S6 kinase alpha-6-like. Gene Ontology annotation, molecular function: protein serine/threonine kinase activity; ATP binding; magnesium ion binding. Lineage: Eukaryota; Metazoa; Chordata; Actinopteri; Cypriniformes; Cyprinidae. The transcript is spliced from 19 exons. The coding region runs from base 179 to 2176 and encodes 665 amino acids. The record is from RefSeq and is a predicted model, not a curated record. Gene Ontology annotation, biological process: intracellular signal transduction; protein phosphorylation.